Molecule: messenger RNA, 2995 nt
Organism: Sinocyclocheilus anshuiensis
Lineage: Eukaryota; Metazoa; Chordata; Actinopteri; Cypriniformes; Cyprinidae
Product: carboxypeptidase M-like
Exons: 10
Coding region: 257-1600 (447 amino acids)
Biological process (GO): peptide metabolic process; protein processing
Molecular function (GO): metallocarboxypeptidase activity; zinc ion binding
Source: RefSeq, a predicted model, not a curated record
UAUGCAAAUCAUUUUCAGUCACUACAGCUGCACCAAACACACACGACGCUGGAGUCGGUUAAACUCACUGCGGUAUGGAACAAGAUACCUUUAUUUCAUCAAUGACACGAGCAGGACGACAACGUAUGAACUUAAUUAACAUCAUAUUGUAUAAUAUUCUGACAAGAGAGUAACCGAACAAACAGGAGAAGGACCUAAACCGUCUCAGAGAACGCACGAGAGGUUUCCACACUCUUCAAUUGUGUUGGCUUAAAGGAUGUUCGUCUUCAUGCUCUGCCUGUUCUUAUGGUCCUGGCUGUCAUCCAUUCACGGUCUGGAGUUUCACUAUCAUAACAGCAUGGAAAUGGAGCAGUACUUGAAAGACAUCAACAGGACGCUUCCUGAUAUCACGCAUCUACACAGUAUCGGCCAGUCCGUUGAAGGAAGAGAACUCUGGGUCUUAAUACUGGGUCAACAUCCCAGAGAACACAGAACGGGCAUCCCGGAAUUCAAAUACGUGGGCAACAUGCACGGAAACGAGGCUGUUGGCCGUGUGUUACUGCUUCAGUUGAUCGAUUAUCUGACCAGCCGUUACCUGAGUGAUCCGCUGGUGACAAGUUUGUUGAACAGCAGUCGUGUGCACAUCCUGCCAUCCAUGAACCCGGACGGCUUUGAGUCAUCUGCCCGGGAAUGCAUGUAUACAAAAGGCCGGUAUAAUAAGAACGGAGUGGACCUGAAUCGCAAUUUUCCGGACGCGUUCGAGAGUACUACAGGUCGGAAAAGGGAGAAGGAGGUAAGGGCCGUGAUGGACUGGCUAAAGACGCAAAGCUUUGUCCUCUCGGCCAAUCUCCACGGAGGAGCGGUGGUGGCCAGCUAUCCCUACGACAACAGCAACGGAGGAAGCGAGCUGCAACGAGGCCUCAGCAUCUCCCCCGACGAUGACGUGUUUGUCCACCUGGCAAAGACCUACUCCUACAGCCACCGCGAGAUGCACAACGGAAACAGCUGUUACGACUCGCAGGACUUCUCCCACGGCGUAACUAACGGAUAUCACUGGUAUCCUCUACCAGGGGGAAUGCAAGACUAUAACUACGUGUGGGCACAAUGUUUGGAGCUCACACUGGAAAUCUCUUGCUGCAAGUAUCCUCCAGAGGCGCAGCUUCCCGGCCUAUGGGCGGCCAACAAACCCGCACUACUGGCUUACAUGCAGCAAGUACACCUAGGGGUGAAAGGAGUAGUGAUGGACUCGUACGGGAAGCCUGUCCAAAACGCUGUAGUGGAGGUAGCGGGGAGAAGAAACGUUUGUCCCUUCAGGACGGAUCGUAACGGGGAAUACUACAGACUGCUGCUGCCCGGAAACUACACCAUCAAAGUGACAUACCCAGGACACAAAACCCUCACCCGGACCAUUCCAGUGCCAUAUGGUCCGGACGCAUUCUCUGCACUCACACACAACUUUCUCCUGCAAACCAGUGACUACAGCUCAACAGCAACACAACUACCCCAGUCCUGCACCACCCCAGAUCUGGGAAUCCAGGAGAGCGACAGUGCCACCCUGCUGCCCAGUGUGUUCACUGCACUUACCUUAUUCCUCCUCCAAACACUGCUGAUGCUGUCCUGACAGAGCAAACACUCUUAAACAUUAAGGACACACUCAUUUUUGCUUUUAUUGCACAUUUUUGCCCCUACCUUUUGUACAAAAUCCUCACAACAUAUCUACACUUGUCCAAACUAGCAACACACAUGGAGCGUGUCGUCAAUAUCCACAAGCCACUGUAGUUAUGACAAUUUUUAGAGCCAAGUUACAAAUCCUUGACCCAACACCUCAACUGCUUUACAUUUACUUUCAAACUAGCUUUGUUUUACUUCAUGUUUUAUAAUGCCGUCUCAUUUCAAAUAUGCUUCUCAAUAGUGGAACAUACUAUUAGACUCAUGAAGGACCACUCUAAAAGUUGAUGGUAUACAAAUGGUAUACAACAUAUACAAAAUGGUAUUUUUGGACCAAGGUUCUAGUCUGGACUGUUUUCUUUACAGUUAUCGUUUCAAGAUUUGCAGAUACUAUGUCAAACUUUCUUUUUGUUUUGUUUUUUUUACUUCACCUCAUUUCUACAUUGACAGAGACUCUUUGCAAGCCAAAUGAAACCUGCUGCUCUUUCUACCUCACACAGUCUCACGUUCAAGACUGACAGUGCCUUCAGUAAACAUGCCAAACACCACAUCUGCCGUCUCCUUUUUCUCAAGUCACAUGCUGUAUGCGUACUUUUGUUUUUUUCUGCUAACUCAAUAUUAUUACAUUACACACUAAUCUCUUCAACUUCCUUACACUAUUAUUAGGGAUUUUCUGAUUUUCUAUUUUUCUCCUAGUUAAUGCAUUAACUACAAUUCUUCUUUUUUUGCCUAGUUGAUGCAUUAACCAUUUUUACUGUAAGCCAAUUUAUACUACGCAUUUACACCAAACAUUUUUACUCAUCUAAUGCACCUGCAAACAGCAACUCUUCUUAUGCUCACAUUUUAUUGACUUCAAUCUUUGUUGCUAACCUCCAGUGAAUUAUUUCACCAAUACUAAUCAAUCACUGCAAAUCACUUCAGUCUAACGUCACUUUUUUUCGCUCUCCUUAAAUUGGACCAUUCAACUGCACUCGUUUUCUGUUCUUUUGCCAUUCAAAAUCAUUUGCUUUCCCUUUUUUUACCACACUACAUUUCUUUUUAUACGUUACUUGCUUUCAAAAGUGUUCCCUUUCCAGUCCAAACAAACCCCGCAUGCAGCCUGUCAAACAAAAGCUCACGGACAUUUGUUACACGAUUGUGCACAUUUCAAGAUAUACUUCCACAAAUCAACAUCCCCAUAUCUUUGUCGUCAACACAAUAGAAAAUCCUAGUUUGCAAACAAACAGUAAAUGAUGAUAAUUCAAAUACACGUUAACUACUAUUUUGUCUUCACACACACAUUUGCACACUUCCUCAGGAAACAUUGCCAGUCACACUAACGUUGUUUUGACUUUAACACUUCACUUUU